Messenger RNA from Aethalodelphis obliquidens (Pacific white-sided dolphin), 1034 nucleotides. RefSeq lists its product as uncharacterized. Lineage: Eukaryota; Metazoa; Chordata; Mammalia; Artiodactyla; Delphinidae. Gene Ontology annotation, cellular component: spliceosomal complex. Gene Ontology annotation, biological process: RNA processing; spliceosomal snRNP assembly. The record is from RefSeq and is a predicted model, not a curated record.
AUGAGAAACCUACACCAGUCAUUACUCAAGACUCCUGAAACCCCAACACAGGAUUUCAGGCCGGAGAAAGUCAAGUCCUCCUUUCCUGCCUCACCCUCCGAAAAAGAAAAUACCCCACAGCCCAGAGCCUCGUCUUCCUCUGCAUCUCCUGUCCCUCCACGCGGAUGCUCAAAGCGGAUCCCAGCCUGCCACUUCCAGCACGCAGCCACUCCCACGUCACCCGUCAGGUUACGCCGUCGGCUCAGCGGCUUUGAAAUGAGACUUAAUAUCCGGCAUACGUGCCUGCACUGCUUGGUUCUCCAGGGCUCCGAGCCUGGAGAUGAACAAAGAGGCUCCGUGCAACGUUUCAUUGUUUGCAACAAGCGCAACCAAGGAGGGCGUCUCUUCCCCAGCCCGCCCUGUGGCAGGACCCGCCAUUCACUCGCCUCACGCCUUCACAGUCGCGAGAGUCACCUCCCCACCAGAAAGGAAGAGGAGACCAGAGCCGAACUCUCUUCCUGCCGAGAUGUCUGUUGGCAUGCGAUUAAAGUCCUACAUGAGGCUGAGGGUCACAUCGUGACAUGGGAGAUGAACACUGGUGAGGUGUAUCGAGGGAAGCUCAUUGAAGCCGAGGACAACAUGAACUGCCGGAUGUCCGACAUCACAGUCACGUACAGAGAUGGCCGAGUGGCACAGCUGGAGCAGGUGUACAUCCAUGGCAGCAAGAUCCGCUUUCCGAUUUUGCCUAAUGUGCUGAAAAACGCACCCAUGUUAAAGAGCAUGAAAAAUAAACCCAAGGCUCAGGGCGGUCGGGGAAAUGCUGCUAUUCUGAAGGCCCAAGAGGCUGCAAGAGGGAGAGGACGUGGAAACAUCUUCCAGAAGCGAAGAUAAAUUUAUCUGUUGGACAGAACUUUGCCCUUAUUUUUUUCUUUUAGGUUAUCUGGGUCAGGGGGUGCAUGCGUAGGUAUAUGUCCUAGGUUAUCUUUUGAAAUCUUUUUCUUUAGAUCUGGGUAAAUGUUAAACUAAAUAAAUAUAGUGGGUUUUUUUCUUCUUGA